Messenger RNA from Adineta ricciae, 1614 nucleotides. NCBI's taxonomy places the organism in Eukaryota, Metazoa, Rotifera, Eurotatoria, Adinetida, Adinetidae. The record is from the annotation of a GenBank genome assembly.
AUGCUUCUGGAAGAUCUACCCAAUGAAGUGUUCAUCGAAAUCAUUCGAUGCUCAUCUACCUUAGAUCUACUUCGAUCCUUCUACAAUCUCAAUCUUCGGAUCAGCCAACUUCUCUUCGCUCACUUUCGCACUUCUACCAUCGAUUUUCGAUCAACAACCCUGCAUGAUUUCCGUCUGGUUUGUCGAGAGUAUUUGCCACUGAUAGUCAAUCAAAUAACCUCACUGCGGCUUUACAAUGAUGACAAAACACCUCAACAAAUGGAAGUUUUUCUUGAACAUGGUUUAACACUUCACCAACUGUCAAAUUUACAAUCGCUUUCAUUGUAUGGAAUUAGUUUGCAGGAGACGAUGUUCUCGACAAUAUCUCAAUUGAGAUUUCUUAAUCGUUUAACUCUAGCUGAUUGUUCUCUGUCAUGUAAUCAAACUGCAAGUCAAAACUUCAGUAACACCAUCUGGAGUCUGCCGGCUCUCACCUACUGUUAUCUGAAUAUCAGCUUCAAGAGAGAUAGCUUCAUUUUACCAACGGUCGAGUCACUGUCAUUAAGAUGUCUAUCCAUUUGGGGUAUCAAAUAUGAUCAAAUUCAAUUUAAUACUAUUUGCCGACACACACCUUGUCUAGAACAAUGUUCUAUUCUAUUCAAUAUGGAUUUUUCUGAUCCGGUCGACCCUUUUCAACAUGAAAGAAAAUCAUUUAAACUAUGUACUGCAAACGAUGUUGAAUUUAAGGNCGAAAUACAAGAACAACUUGAACACCAUGUACGAAUUGACGAAAGUGCUACUAACCUUCUAGCCCGAUUAGUACAAGAUAUCGGAGAUUACUUCGUUUGUCUUGGGCAAGAACAACUCAAUAAGAACACAUACCAAUCUCUAUCGCAAGCAUGCAAAAACUUUAAUCGAGUUGUGUCGAUCUUCGAAAGAUUUAAUCGUUAUUACCCAUCUAUCGUAUUAAAUGGUCGUAUAUCGAUUGCGAAAGAAUAUAUAACGAAGACCAAACAACUACUCGAACAAGUAACUGUCAGCCAAGAACGUGAACAACUGUAUCGACCGGAUUCUAAUGAAAAUAUCAUAGAAGGCACUACUGUCGAUGUCCAGCAAUCCUCGCUUCCAGGUACUAUUUCGUUGAAUUUUGAUGUGAAGAUCAUUCUUUUCAAGCCACCAUGUGCAGAUGAAAAGUUUCAAAAAAUCUGUACAAAUCUGACCAAUCUGUUUGGUAAAAACUCGAUAUAUAUAACAGAAGACCGGAAUUAUCAACAACUAUUAAAGCGAACUGAUUCAACAAUUAUCGUUUUAUCGUCGUCCAAUGAUGAUGAUGCACUACUCUUGGACAACUUAUGUUCGUGUAGUCAUCCAUCUGUAAUUUAUAUAUUGGGACGCCAGCCUGUUACUCCGAACGAGAAGAAAACAUUCUUUACGAAAUAUUACUCAAUUCGUUACAUGUCGGAUGAUCCAGAAGAGUUAACCAUUCAAAUCGCAAUCGAUAUGGCUCUUAAACAUCGAAUCUCUGGCUAUCGACAUGCUAGAGAACAAAAUCAGAAGAGUGCGGUACACGAUUAUAAUCAAUGUAUCGGUAUUCUUGAUCAAUUGAAUGCCUUUGGUAAAAUCAAUGUUAAGUAA